Messenger RNA from Babesia bigemina, 1242 nucleotides. Its product is annotated as secretory protein, putative. Bases 1 to 1242 code for a protein of 413 amino acids. The record is from RefSeq and is a predicted model, not a curated record. NCBI's taxonomy places the organism in Eukaryota, Apicomplexa, Aconoidasida, Piroplasmida, Babesiidae. The transcript has 10 exons.
AUGGCUAUACUCAGGGCUCGCGAGCAAAUAAUCACUCGAUCAAUAAGACGUGAAGCAAGAGUUCGGCUACAUGGUAAAAGGGUACAUAAACGUUUCCGAUCAUGGACGCAACAAAGGACUCGUAAAUUUUGGAUGCCGAUAAAGGUAUCACUACACGCACCAACGGAACUAAUGGACGGUUGGUUAUUAUCUGCCGCAGUACAGAAGGCAGCUGUAAUUAGGAAACAUGAUGUCAGACUAUGGCAUUCGUUCGUCAAGAGGGUCUUAGACCUUUCGUCGCAUUUAACAUCGCAACAAAUCGGAUUCGGUAAGAGCCGAUUUCUCAAUAAACAUUUCUAUGACGAACUAAUGAAGCAAACUGAACCUGUAUUGAGCACAUUGAGCAGCAGCAGCCUUAUGUCCAUAGUGUGGGCACUCAAUCGACUCCAAAUUAGGGAAACUAAAUUUUUAACGAGGAGAAUAUCGGAAUUGAGAGUGGCGGAUCUAAUUAAAAUAUGUAAUGGGUUGGGCAGAUUGGACAUCUGCAAUCCUGUCUUCAAAAAGGUCAUUUCCGAGAAUAUGGUGGAGAGACUACAAACCAUAUAUGCUCAAGACUUUAGAAACGUCAUCAACGCCGUUGCAAUGAUAUACCUCUACGACGAGAGGACGCAGAAAUACAUCAUGGAAAGAUUUUCAAAAACCUUUAUAUGUGCUCGGCCUCAAUAUUUGCAUCAUGGUAUUACCACCGCCGUGGCUAUGAGAGUGCUGAUGCCCGAUGUGUGGUCACAACUUGAUAGAAAUACCCGGGAAUUUUAUACACGCCUGAGCACAAGGAAGAUCCAUCUGCCAUUGAACAAACCUUCGGCAUUCCACUGGGACGUGUCACACGCACUUGGAAGACUAGGGAUCGCUCAUCGUAAUUCAUUUUAUUGGGGGUGCUACUGGAUCGACAUCGGCGAGGUGGAAGAGCGGAAAAACUGUUGGUUUGUUGACGGUCCAUCUUGCUUCUACACUGGUACAACACACUACACCAAUCAAGUGAAGCUACAACACAGAGUUCUCGAAAAUUUGGGUUGGAGCAUCCGCCGCAUCCCGUGGUUUAAGUGGAUAGAUUUAACAAGUAAUGACGGUAAAGUGUCAUACGUAAGAAAUUUGAGGAAUUCACCGGCUGCUGGAGAAGUGUUAACCAACGACGAAUGGAUGGACUCUGCUGAAAUUGCAAUUAAGCUUAGCAAAAUAAAGAAACACUUUUCAACUUUGUAA